Messenger RNA from Salvia miltiorrhiza (redroot sage), 2081 nucleotides. RefSeq names its product transcription factor IIIB 60 kDa subunit-like. The record is from RefSeq and is a predicted model, not a curated record. The transcript is spliced from 19 exons. Bases 216 to 1970 code for a protein of 584 amino acids. Gene Ontology annotation, molecular function: RNA polymerase III type 3 promoter sequence-specific DNA binding; RNA polymerase III general transcription initiation factor activity; TBP-class protein binding. Gene Ontology annotation, biological process: transcription by RNA polymerase III; DNA-templated transcription initiation; transcription preinitiation complex assembly. Gene Ontology annotation, cellular component: transcription factor TFIIIB complex; transcription preinitiation complex; nucleus. NCBI's taxonomy places the organism in Eukaryota, Viridiplantae, Streptophyta, Magnoliopsida, Lamiales, Lamiaceae.
CAUUAAAAGUUGAAAUUCUCUAGUAAAAAACGUAGAGCAACUCCAACACUCAAAAACCCAUCGCCAAAAUAUUUGUUCAUAACAGAUCUUUUCAAACCGCCACCAGCUCCUCGCCGUUAUUGGAUUCCCCUUCCAAUUGCGCCGCCUCGGGAGUGAAAUUAUUAGCAUCCGCUGAAUUCUUGUGAUAAUCCGCCCCCUUCAAGUGAGGGGCUGCGAUGCCACUGUGGUGUGCUUCCUGUGCGAAAUAUGUUGGGACUGAUAACCUUGACGGCAGAACAUGCUGUAAGCUUUGCGGGAGGGUUCUUAGUGAGGAUUUCUUUUCGGAGGAUGCUACAUUUGUGAAAACAGCUGAUGGACAGGCGCGAAGGGCAGGUUGUCUUGUGAGGUCCAUGCAAGAUACUUCUGAAUCUACCCAGAGGACACUGGACGAAGCGUAUUAUGGAAUAAACAGUAUGAUGUCUGCCUUGGAUAUUGAUGGUGGUGAACACAAAGCUAAUAUAGCUCUUAAUUUAUAUAAGGUGGCACUUAUAAGAAACUUCACAAGGGGGCGCAGGAAAGAACAAGUGCAAGCUGCUUGUCUUUACAUCAUGUGUAGGAUGCAAAAAAAGCCAUAUCUUCUUAUUGAUUUCUCAGAACAUCUAAGGAUAAAUGUUUAUGUGCUAGGGGCGGUCUUUUUGCAGCUUUGCAAAGUUCUUAGACUUGAAGAAAAUCCACUUAUUCAAAAUCUUGUGGAUCCUAGCCUUUUCAUUCACCGAUUUGCUGACCGUCUGUUCAAAAGAAGAGAUCAAAAUGUUUCCAAAACUGCGCUUCUUAUUGUUGCUAGUAUGAAGCGUGAUUGGAUGCAGACUGGGAGGAAACCAAGUGGGUUGUGCGGAGCUGCGCUUUAUAUAUCUGCUCUUGCACAUGGUCUUGUUUGUUCAAAGUCAGAGAUUAUUAAGGCAGUCCACAUCUGUGAAGCCACACUGACAAAGCGGUUGAUUGAAUUUGAAAAUACCGAGUCAGGGGGUUUAACGAUUGAGGAGUUUGAGGAGAAGUCAAAGGAGGUUGACAUUGUGGAAAAAAAAAUUGGUGAAGACGAGUCGUCAAUGAAGUUAUUCAAUACAGGGAAAGAAGCAUCUAGGAGUGAUGAACUUCUCUGUAAGCAUAAGGGUGCUGGGAAACCUCACUUUGCUUAUGGUCUUUGUUCUGAAUGCUACAAAGAUUUCAUGAAACUAUCUGGAGGCCUGAAUGGUGGAUCAGAGCCUCCAGCUUUCCAGCUCGCUGAGAGGAAAAGAAUAAUGGCUAAGGAAGCUGCUGCUGAACGUUCUGAGAACCUGGAUUCAUCAAUGUUUCCCAGUCCAACCGAGACCAACAGCAAACUCUUAAAUUCAAACACUAUAAAUGACAGAAUGGAUGCUUGUGAUUUUACUUCGGAAGAGUCAGAGAGUUUAUCGGACAUUGAUGACAUUGAGGUGGAUGUAUAUAUUAACACCGAGGAGGAGAAGAAUUUGAAAACGACUGUCUGGGAGGAGAUUAACAGAGAAUAUCUUGAGGAGCAGGCAGCAAAAGAAGCUUCUGCAUCAGCUGCAAAGAAAGCCUUUGAAGCCAGUUUUUCUAACUGCUCAGAGGACGUUGAAGGUGCAAGACAGCUUGCUGCGGCAGCUGCUGCAGCAGCUGCACAGAAUAGGAAGGAAAAACGACAGAAGCGAGCUGCUGAGUUAAAAAACCGUGGCCCUCCUCAAACUGCUGAUGAGGCAUUAAAAAAUAUGCUAGAUACAAAGGGGUUGAGUGACAGAAUUCAAUACGAGUCACUGGAGGACCUUUUUGAUUUGCUGGAUGAGCAGAACCCUAAAAGAAGCAAAACGGAGGCGGAGGCAGAGGCAGAGGUGGAGGUGGAGGCUGAGUCGGAGCGUGACGACUAUUUCAACAAUAACGAAGAAGAUCCUGAAUAUGACCAUGACCAAGAUUAUAACGAUAUGAAUGAUUUCUAGUAUUUAUCACGUAUAGUAUAUCCUGUAUUAUUAUUAUUAUUAUUAUUAUUAUGCACCAUGCUGUUGUAUAUUACAGUGUAUAUUUAGGUUAUUAAAGUACUAUUAAUGUCU